CAUAGAAAAAGAAGAAGAAGAGUGCAAACAGGAAUCAAAGAGUAGAAGAAGAACCCAAACAGUAAAGUGCCGGUGCAGCAGUGAAUCGGUGUAAUAAACUAUUUCGCGUCCUUGUAAAGAUGGAGUCCCCUCUGCAGAUAGACGGCAGUGUGAUGGAGGGGGGCGGACAGAUCCUCCGUGUGUCCGCGGCUCUCAGCUGUAUCACCGGCUCCGCCAUCAAAAUCUCCAAAAUCCGAGCCGGUAGGAGCAACCCGGGACUCAGACCACAGCACCUCAGCGGCCUGCAGCUGGUCUCAGACAUGUGUUCAGGAAGUCUGCAAGGAGCCACCAUUGGAUCCACAGACAUCAGUCUGACACCUGGAAAGAUCCGUUCAGGAAACCACACAGCUGACACGGAGACAGCGGGGAGUGUGUGUCUCCUCCUGCAGGUGGCGCUGCCCUGUGCGCUGUUUGCUGAUUCAUCCUCACAGCUCUGUCUGAAGGGAGGAACCAAUGCAGAGAUGGCUCCUCAGAUCGAUUACACUGUCAAGGUGUUUAAACCCAUCGUAGAGAAGUUUGGCGUCAGUUUCGACUGUGACAUCAGGAUGAGGGGUUACUACCCUAAAGGUGGAGGUGAGGUGAUGGUGACGGUGAACCCGGUCAAAGAGCUGCAGCCCGUCACCAUGACAGAGAGAGGAAACAUCACCAAGAUCUAUGGCAGAGCGUUCGUCGCCGGAGUGCUGCCCUUCAAACUGGCUAAAGACAUGUCAGCGGCUGCAGUUCGAACCAUCAGGAAGGAAAUCAAAGAGCUCUACAUCAACAUCCAACCACUUCAGGAGAAAGAAAAGGCCUGCGGGAAUGGCAACGGCAUCAUAAUCAUCGCUGAGUCAUCCACAGGUUGUGUGUUUGCAGGUUCAGCUCUGGGAAAGAAAGGUGUGUAUGCCGAUAAAGUGGGGAUUGAAGCUGCAGAGAUGUUGCUGAGAAACAUCCGACAUAACGGCUGUGUGGAUGAGUUCCUGCAGGACCAGCUUAUCAUCUUCAUGGCGUUGGCGAAAGGAAGGUCUCGGAUUCGAAUUGGCGCCGUGACGCUGCACACACAGACGGCGAUCCAUGUGGCAGAACAGCUGACUCAGGCAAAGUUCACGAUCACAAAGUGUGACGACGAGCUGAGCAGCAAUGUCACCUACAUCAUCGAGUGUGAAGGAUCAGGAGCCACAAACCCACACCUGUAGCUCGCCCUCUCUCUCUCUUUCUCUCUCUCUCUGUGGACUGUAACUCCUCCGUCAUGGCCGACCCCUCAGCUUCUGUCUCUCAGGGUGUUUCUUGUUUCUUUGAUGCUGGAAUAAAAAGAUCAAACUGG
Molecule: messenger RNA, 1339 nt
Organism: Cheilinus undulatus (humphead wrasse)
Lineage: Eukaryota; Metazoa; Chordata; Actinopteri; Labriformes; Labridae
Gene: rtca
Product: RNA 3'-terminal phosphate cyclase
Exons: 11
Coding region: 120-1211 (363 amino acids)
Biological process (GO): RNA processing
Cellular component (GO): nucleus
Molecular function (GO): RNA-3'-phosphate cyclase activity
Source: RefSeq, a predicted model, not a curated record